AUGGCCUCACAGCAGCCCACCAGGACGCCCCUCAAGGGCUCCUGCCACUGCGGCGCGACCAAGUACAUCCUCUUCCUCACCCUCCCGCACCCGUACCCCGGCGGCGAGCCCAGCCCCCGGUCCGACCAGCGCUUCUACCGCUGCAACUGCACCGUCUGCCACAAGGCGGGCUUCUUCCACAUCCGCCCGGCCUCGCCCGCCGACGACUUCCUGCUGCUCGCGCCCGAGGACCCAUUCGCCGCGCUGGGCGACUACCUGUGCGCCGACAGGCGCCUGCACUUCUUCUAUUGCAAGACGUGCGCGAUGCGCUGCUUCAUCUUCAUGGGCGACUCGGAGGGCGCCGUGGAAGUGGACCUGGGCGAGCUGGGCGUGCCUGGAUACGAAAAGGGCUCGAAGACCAAGGUGUGGAGGGUGAAGCGGGAGGGCGGGCAUCCUGAGUUUGGGAACUACUUGAGCGUCAAUGGGCACUCUGUCGAUGCUGGGCAGGCGUUUGACAUGCGGGCGCUGACGGACAGCAAAGUGGUGCAGUACCUCGACUGCUUGGAGGAGGAGAACCCGGGGGAGCGACGGUUCGACUAUCCCCACGUCGGGGGAUGUUAUUAG
Molecule: messenger RNA, 603 nt
Organism: Purpureocillium lilacinum
Lineage: Eukaryota; Fungi; Ascomycota; Sordariomycetes; Hypocreales; Ophiocordycipitaceae
Molecular function (GO): carbon-sulfur lyase activity
Source: RefSeq, a predicted model, not a curated record